AUGCGCGCCUCACCUCUGCUGUAUGCUUUUGCUCUGGCAUCAUAUGUCGUCGCUGGAGACAUCGAUGCCAAUGACCUUCCAUCAGAGUGCAAGGACGUGUGUGCUUCGGUUGUUAGCCUGACCUCGUCCUGCGACAAGAAAACAAAUAACGAUGACACUGCCGAGCUGGAUUGCAUCUGCAAGGAUCCCCGUGCAGCCAAGAGUCUUCCCGAAUGUGAUGCCUGUAUUACUAAAUACAGCAAAGACGGGCGUGACAAUGAUGCCAACGACCUUGUUCGAUCCUGCUCAUUCACUACCACCGAAUACUCAGCCACAGCUACCUCUGCCUCGGGAAGUCCUGAGAAGUCUAUUAUGACUACUACGGUGUCAGGAUCUUCUACUGUCAUGACGAUGACGGGGUCCAAAUCUGCGACAGGCAGCUCGACUGCUUCCAAUACCGCUGCCACCACCUCCAACGCGGCACUUGCGUCUUUCGAAACAAGCGGCAGUGUGAUGGGUGCACUAUUCGUUAGCUUGAUGGCGCUUGUUGGAGUCUAA
Molecule: messenger RNA, 537 nt
Organism: Penicillium argentinense
Lineage: Eukaryota; Fungi; Ascomycota; Eurotiomycetes; Eurotiales; Aspergillaceae
Exons: 2
Coding region: 1-537 (178 amino acids)
Source: RefSeq, a predicted model, not a curated record